GAUAACUCUAUCCGUUUAUGGGAUGUUUAGACAGGAUAAGAAAAAGCCAAAUUAGAUGGUCAUUCUGAUUUUGUAAGGACAAUUUGUUACUCUCCUGAUGGCACUACAUUAGCAUCUGGUAGUGAGGAUAACUCUAUCCGUUUAUGGGAUGUUAAGACAGGAUAAUAAAAAGCCAAAUUAGAUGGACAUUCAUCAACUGUUAAUUCAGUCAAUUUCUCCCCUGAUGGAAAUACAUUAGCUUCAGGUGGUUGGGAUAACUCUCUUCGUUCCUGGAAUAUAAAAACAUCAAAGGAAAUACUUAAAUCAGAUAGCAGUUAUGAAGAUUUACAUGCCUAGUUUAACAUACCACUUCAGAAUAGCUCCUUAUUGCCAAAUGGUAUUUAUUAUUAAUUAUUAUUUAGCUAAUCCUGAUUGUACAAUACUAAGAAUAUGCUAGAAUCCUAAUUUAGAAGCAUCAGGAACACUUAUCUUAUAAGGACAAUUCGUGAAUUAUUAAGGGAUAGAUUUAAAACCAUUGUUUAAAACAAAAGGAAGUUGCUUUUUAGAAGAAAAGUGAAUUUGAAUAUUCAUCAAAAAC
This is a messenger RNA of Paramecium octaurelia, 577 nucleotides long. Lineage: Eukaryota; Ciliophora; Oligohymenophorea; Peniculida; Parameciidae. The record is from the annotation of a GenBank genome assembly.